AUGGCAGCAGUGAGCUCGGGAGGAAUAAAAGGUUCCUUGAGGUGGAUGGCACACGAACUCCUCGAAUUUUCCAGCGACAGUCGUCAUACAAAGCAAACGGAUGUCUGGGCAUUUGGAAUGACUGUUUAUGAGAUACUCGCGCGAGGACUGCCGUACGCUCAUUUGAGGAGUGACGCCCUCGUGGUGCGUGCCAUCACAGAGCACAUCUUACCUUCCUGUCCUCCUGGGUAUGACGAUUGGCAUCCUUUCUUACAACACGCAUGGACGAUCUGCGCAAAGUGUUGGAUAUCACCUCCCGAAAGGCGAAUUACUAUGGAAGGCGUAACGAACGAUCUUCGCUCGAUUAAGCACACAAAUGUCAUUAACAAUGCCACAACUGGUGACCUUUCCCAGACACAAUCGAACCAACAGGGGUCAGAACCGGCAUACGCAGGCAUGCAAAUAACUUUCGUCGAUUCUGAUAGUAGCUCAUCCGCUUCUGAUGACGAUCCAUUCGAUCAACAUGAAGGCACAAUCGAGCUCGGAAAUGGAGAAGCCGAAGCUCGACAUGAAGAAUACGACUUUGAUGACAAUGCAUAUGGGUACCUUGCUAAUGAGGAAUUUGGUUAUGAAGAAGAGGAAGAAGCUGAGCUCGACUAUGACGAAGCAUAUUUUAACGAUAACUCGUCCGAUUGA
Molecule: messenger RNA, 675 nt
Organism: Fomitiporia mediterranea MF3/22
Lineage: Eukaryota; Fungi; Basidiomycota; Agaricomycetes; Hymenochaetales; Hymenochaetaceae
Exons: 3
Coding region: 1-675 (224 amino acids)
Biological process (GO): protein phosphorylation
Molecular function (GO): ATP binding; protein tyrosine kinase activity
Source: RefSeq, a predicted model, not a curated record